AAGCAACAACAUACAUACAUCGAACAAAACCUCAACUAAACAAUAGAAAAACCUAAACCUGAAAGAAAAAGUGAAUUACACAAAUCCCCGCAAUUUCGAUUGCAAUUCAAAAUUUUUAAACUAAAACCACGACAUUAAUUUAAUUAAAAUCUAUAAACAAUGAAUACAGUACGACCAUGUGGCUGCAAAGGCUGUCGCACAUGUUUGCUAUGUGAAAAGGAAUUCAAUAUUCUGGACAAACCAUCUUAUUGCAAAUUGUUUCAGGAAAUGGAAUCCUUUGUCUUUUGUCCGGAAUGCAAUAAAAUCUAUCCUGGGUGGGAUGUGGAGGCAGUUUGCUCGGCCCAUCCCGAACACUGUUCUGCCGCAGAUGGUAUCGACUUUCCUGGAAUUCUAGUCAUGCCCAAUUUCCUAUCAGCCAAAGAGGGUGGCGAUGUGUUGCGGAAUCUAGACGAAAUCACCUGGCAGGCUUCUCAAUCGGGUCGAAGAAAACAGAAUUUCGGACCGAAGACAAAUUUUAAGAAGAAAAAAAUCCAAAACGGUGAUUUCAAUGGCUUCCCAGCGUUCUCGCGGUUCAUUCAGGAGCGGUUUGAAGGUGUUCCGUUGUUGAGUAGCUUCCAAACCAUCGAACAGUGUACUCUGGAGUACAGUGCCGACAAGGGGGCCUCGAUUGAUCCGCAUAUCGAUGAUUGCUGGGUGUGGGGUGAACGCAUAGUGACAGUAAACUGUUUGGGUGACUCGGUGUUGACGCUGUCCCCGUACAGCAACGUGGACCGAAAGAAGUACAAUUGCGACCUGGUGGAUGAGUACAAGGACAGCUUGAUCUGUGAGUUGGCCAGCAAUGAAACGCUGGAGAGGUUCUCCCGCUCGGUUAUACGAAUUCCAAUGCCAAACUUAUCAUUAAUUGUCCUCUACGGACCACCUCGUUAUCAAUUCGAACAUGCCGUCUUGAGAGAGGACAUCAAGGAACGGCGGGUCUGUAUUGCUUACAGAGAAUUCACACCAAACUACCUUCGAGGCGGAUGCGAUGAGGAGAAAGGCGAAGAAGUUCGCCGGAAAGCUAAGAACUUUUGGGACCAUACUAAGCUACCAAUUACUGCCGUCGAUGCUGUUUAGAAAACUUUUUAAUAGUUCCUCUUUUUUUCAAUUUUUCUUUCUUUGUUGUAUUUAAUUUAAAAAUUUUAAAAACUUAUUUUACAGUAUUCUGUAUUUAUGUGUUCGUUAAGUCGUGUUGAAAAAAGUCAUUAAAAGACCAAAGAUACUCUUGGUGUUCAAAAAAUA
This is a messenger RNA of Eupeodes corollae, 1278 nucleotides long. RefSeq names its product alpha-ketoglutarate-dependent dioxygenase alkB homolog 4. The record is from RefSeq and is a predicted model, not a curated record. Gene Ontology annotation, biological process: oxidative demethylation. The coding region runs from base 160 to 1113 and encodes 317 amino acids. Gene Ontology annotation, molecular function: oxidoreductase activity; demethylase activity. NCBI's taxonomy places the organism in Eukaryota, Metazoa, Arthropoda, Insecta, Diptera, Syrphidae. The transcript is spliced from 3 exons.